AUGGCUUUCCUUGGUCUCUCGCUCGUUACCUGGCAAACUCUGCUAAUCAUCGGCUUCCCUUUCAUCUGGGGCUCAUUGUCUCGAAUCCGUGCCAUCCUCCGAUUCAUCCGCGAUCCCUUUAAGAAGUCUCCAGCCUCUCAUCCGAACCCAGUCAGCACAUCCAAGAGGGCGCCUGAAGUUUCGCCGCCGCGUCGAUAUAUGAGACCACAGACUUUCUUCCUCGGAUUCGUUCUACUAGCUCACUGGGUGCGCUUCUUGAGCACGAACCCGAGACAGAGCAACCCAUUCCGCCAGACGAACCUGCUGCUGAACGUGCCCUCGACGACGCUGGUGAGCUCUGUGGAGCGGUACUAUCGCUCGAAGGGCAUCAAUGAGACUCCGUACGAACAGGCGCGACUGAUCCAAAAAUUAAACACGCUCGAUGCCCGGCUAGUCUACUCGACCGUCGGCCCAGAUCCGUUCCUUCACUGCGGCUGGUGUCGGCCUCCGUCGAGCAAGGUCAGCGGCUCCGACCAUCUCUUCUUCACCCUCUCCCGCCUCGUUCUCCAAUAUGCCACCGUAUUACUUGUCGUCGGGAUCAUGACCACUGGGGCCAGUCAGCGAGGGAUGAAGCGUCGGGUCUGGCGGGCCCGACUGGCUCUCCUGAGCAUCUUCUACUUCGCCGUUGAAGCUGCCAUACUUUCCGUAUUAAUCUUUUUCCUCAGUCUUUCUGCUUCGGUAAACGACAGUCGGACGACCUGGGAGGCUCUCUUCUCUCUCCGAGCCGCCUUUUUUUCUCUCAUCCUUAUCGCCUCUUGGUGGGCCGUUAUCUCCGAACCUCCUAGAGAACUCCUCUCUCCCAUCAAUAAAACUGGCGUCGGCCUUGCUACCGUCGCCGCUAACCUUGAAGGAUUGGUCAAUCGCCUUAGACUUACCACCCUUCAGCGCUCUGCACUCAUGAAAGAUGGAAGCUAUCGAGCCCAGAUUCAUGAACAUUGGGAAAAUGUCGAGCGGCAAGCGUGUCGAGCAUCAUCAAAUCCGACGAUCCAAACUAUGAAACACACCAUGGGCUUGAGUUCUUCUGAAAAUUUGAAUCAUCAGUCUCGAGACCAACUGCGGAGCUGGAUCGAUAACGUCUAUCCUGAGCCCUCCUUCUCUUCUUAUUGA
Messenger RNA from Puccinia triticina, 1146 nucleotides. RefSeq lists its product as uncharacterized. The record is from RefSeq and is a predicted model, not a curated record. The coding region runs from base 1 to 1146 and encodes 381 amino acids. NCBI's taxonomy places the organism in Eukaryota, Fungi, Basidiomycota, Pucciniomycetes, Pucciniales, Pucciniaceae. The transcript has 3 exons.